AUGGCAGGUCGUUUACUUCGAGAACCUGGUGCAGCUGUUAAAAUUUUUAAAGAAGCACGGCGGAAUAGCGCGAAACUUUUUGUUAAAAGAAUCAGUUGGGUUACAGGUGCAUCGCAGUUGAAAGACUACUUCUCUCAGUUUGGUAAAGUCCGAAACAUCAUGCUGCCAUUUGAUUUGGAGACAGGCCUGCACAAGGGUUUCGCAUUUAUUUCAUUUGAAAAUGAUGAUUUCUAUGAAAAUAUCAAGAAAUUCGAGGGAAAACACGUUAUUGAUGAUGAGGAAGUAAUUUGUUUACUACCGAAUGGAGGAAAGUCAUUGUUUUUGACUAAUUCUGAUACGACAUUAUUUGACAGUGAAAACAGUUGUAGAAUGGAUAUUUCGAAAACAAAUUUCGACAAUGAAAUUGAUGCAGUUGAAUUCAUUAGAACUGAGAAAAGUGUUAAGGAAAAGGAAAUAAAACGUGGAGAACGCACAAAAGAAACAAAUCUGCUACAAAAGUUACAAAAAGCAGAUAAUCUGAAAGAGAAGUCCGGAAAAAAUAAUCUGUUAGUACAGAAAGCUGUCAGUACGAAGCUCACGGAUUUCGUAAGGGAAAAUGAAUGUGACAAUGGAAUGUGUAACAAAACUUACAAGAAUGUGCGUGCUUCGAAUGGUUUAUAUGUGAAUGGUACAAAGAAUGGUUUUACUGAUCGGAUUAGCUUAUCAAACAGAAGUUUUAGGAUCGAAGCUACAAAGCAAAAAUUAUUUUAA
Brugia malayi is the source of this 750-nucleotide messenger RNA. RefSeq lists its product as uncharacterized. The transcript has 3 exons. Gene Ontology annotation, biological process: spermatogenesis; positive regulation of mRNA splicing, via spliceosome. Lineage: Eukaryota; Metazoa; Nematoda; Chromadorea; Rhabditida; Onchocercidae. Bases 1 to 750 code for a protein of 249 amino acids. The record is from RefSeq and is a predicted model, not a curated record. Gene Ontology annotation, molecular function: poly(U) RNA binding; mRNA 3'-UTR binding; poly(G) binding.